Molecule: messenger RNA, 363 nt
Organism: Acanthoscelides obtectus
Lineage: Eukaryota; Metazoa; Arthropoda; Insecta; Coleoptera; Chrysomelidae
Source: the annotation of a GenBank genome assembly
AUGAUACUAUUCACAGGAUCUUGUCAAAUGAAGCAGUUCGUUAGGGGAAAACCCAAUCCAGAGGGAUUGAAAAAUGUUGUUGUUGCUGCUCCUGGUGGUCUUGUCCUAGACUUUGAACUAUAUCAAGGCAAAAAUACGUUUCCAGAUGAUUCUGUAAAACGACUUGGUGUUGGACUUCUGCUGUUGCUCGUCUUGGAAGAACAUUAUUUCCUGGAACUCAUGUGUAUUGCGAUAGAUAUUUUACGACAAUACCACUUCUUGAAUAUCUUCGCCAACAAAAAAAUAUUGUACUACGAUUAUGAAAUCUCGUGUACCAACGGCAGCACAUUUAACUUCAGACAAAAUGAUGACCAAGAUAGGUAG